Messenger RNA from Amaranthus tricolor (Joseph's coat), 649 nucleotides. Its product is annotated as 60S ribosomal protein L27a-3. NCBI's taxonomy places the organism in Eukaryota, Viridiplantae, Streptophyta, Magnoliopsida, Caryophyllales, Amaranthaceae. Bases 79 to 522 code for a protein of 147 amino acids. Gene Ontology annotation, cellular component: ribosome; cytosolic large ribosomal subunit. The transcript has a single exon. Gene Ontology annotation, molecular function: structural constituent of ribosome. Gene Ontology annotation, biological process: translation. The record is from RefSeq and is a predicted model, not a curated record.
CCAGUUUCCUUACCUCUCCAUUUCACACCUUUGAGAGAGAAAAAGGAGAGAGAGAGAGAGUGAGGAUCCGCCGUCACAAUGACAACCCGUUUGAAGAAGAACCGUAAGAAGAGAGGUCACGUCUCAGCCGGACAUGGUCGUAUCGGAAAGCACAGAAAACAUCCAGGAGGAAGAGGAAACGCCGGAGGUAUGCACCACCAUAGAAUUCUCUUCGACAAAUACCAUCCUGGGUACUUUGGCAAAGUGGGUAUGCGUUAUUUUCACAAAUUACGCAACAAAUUUCAUUGCCCAACUGUCAAUCUUGACAAACUUUGGUCAAUGGUUCCUCAAGAUGUGAAAGAAAAAGCUGCCAAAGAAGGAAAAUCUCCAGUUAUUGAUGUUACUCAAUUUGGGUACUUUAAGGUUUUGGGUAAAGGUGUUUUACCUGAGAAUCAAGCAGUUGUUGUUAGGUCUAAAUUGAUUUCUAAGAUUGCUGAGAAGAAGAUUAAGGAGAAUGGCGGUGCCGUUCUUCUUACUGCUUAGUUAAAGUUUGCAUCUUAUGAUUGAACAAUUUUUUUUUUAUUAUUGAAUUUUGUUUUGGAUUUUCUCAUAUCAGAUUUUGGAGGCUAUGUUUAAUGGUAAUUUUUAUCAUUUUGGAUUUUACUUGUGA